AUGAACGGUGGCUUUGCCGAGUACUGCGCGUAUCCUGCUGGCAGGGUAUUCAAGAUCAAGAACCUCUCUGAUGUCGAUGCCACCCUCCUCGAGCCCGCCUCGUGCGCCGCUCACGGUUUGGACAAGAUCGCUCCUAAGAUGGGCUCUUCCGUUUUGCUGUUCGGUGCUGGUCCCACCGGCCUUAUCCUUGCUCAGUUGCUCCGCCAGUGCGGUGGAUGCCGUGUUGUUGUGGCCGCUCCCGAAGGUCUGAAGAUGGACCUGGCCAAGUCCCUCGAAGCUGGUGAUGAAUAUGUCGCUUUGUCCCGUCAGGACCCUAGCGCACAGUUCGAGAAGCUGAAGAAAGAGAACCCCUACGGUUUCGACAUUGUCGUGGAAGCCACCGGCAGUGUCAAGAUCCUCGAGGACUCCAUUAACUAUGUCCGCCGCGGCGGUAAGCUCGUCGUGUACGGCGUGUACAAUAACGAGGCCCGCGUUUCCUGGCCUCCUAGCAAGAUCUUCGGCGACGAGAUCACUAUUCUCGGAAGUUUCUCCGAGACCUACAAGUUCCCCGCUGCCAUUGACUACCUUGACUCUGGUAAGGUGAAGGUCAAGGGCAUCGUGAAUAAGGUGUUUAAGCUUGAAGAGUGGGAGCAGUGCUUGGAGUCGAUGAGGAACAAGUCUGCCAUCAAGGCGGCUAUCACUUUUGACUAG
Aspergillus oryzae RIB40 is the source of this 690-nucleotide messenger RNA. RefSeq lists its product as uncharacterized. NCBI's taxonomy places the organism in Eukaryota, Fungi, Ascomycota, Eurotiomycetes, Eurotiales, Aspergillaceae. The record is from RefSeq and is a predicted model, not a curated record. Bases 1 to 690 code for a protein of 229 amino acids. The transcript has 4 exons.